This is a messenger RNA of Aspergillus homomorphus CBS 101889, 1633 nucleotides long. It is a transcript of the gene hxt8, whose product is annotated as putative MFS monosaccharide transporter (Hxt8). Gene Ontology annotation, cellular component: membrane. Gene Ontology annotation, molecular function: carbohydrate:proton symporter activity. The record is from RefSeq and is a predicted model, not a curated record. The transcript is spliced from 12 exons. NCBI's taxonomy places the organism in Eukaryota, Fungi, Ascomycota, Eurotiomycetes, Eurotiales, Aspergillaceae. Bases 111 to 1568 code for a protein of 485 amino acids. Gene Ontology annotation, biological process: transmembrane transport; carbohydrate transport.
CAGCUAUAUAUCCGCAUGCCAGGGCUGUCCCGCAACGCGUCUUUGUUAUUGAGCUCGAGCAUACACGAUAGCCGUUUCGUUUCGGCCUCAAUCUCUCCGUCCAAUACAAAAUGGCUCUCUGGUAUGCCUUUGGAGUGGCCAUAUUCGCUGCGAUCGGCACCUUCUUAUUCGGGUUUGAUACAGGGAUUGCCACGACAACAAUCGCCCAUGAAAGCUGGAUUGACUAUAUGAACCACCCUUCUAACGGCUUGACCGGAGCUGUUGUAUCGGUGUAUAUCGCCGGUGAGGCAGUCGGCGCCCUCACCCAGACUGCAGUCGGAGAUAAGCUCGGUCGCCUUCGGUUCAUGGAGCUGCAGUGCAUUGUUGUCACUAUCGGAACAAUUAUUCAGACCGCGGCGGUGAAUAUCGGGAUGUUUCUUGCCGGUCGAUUGCUGGCUGGUUAUGCUGUUGGUGGGAUGGUCGCUACAGUCCCGAUCUAUCUCAGUGAGAUAUCCGCCCCUCGUUAUCGCGGAGUCAUUGGUGGUGUCUCGGGUUGCGGCAUCGCCUUUGGAACGAUGGCUUCCAACUGGGUCGGGUACGCAUGUAGCUAUGCACCCUAUGGUCAAGUGCAGUGGAGACUCCCUCUGGCGAUCCAAGUUCCUUGGGGGAUCAUUAUGUUCGCCGGGCUAGUAACCUUUAUGCCGGAUUCCCCACGCCACCUGAUUCGAGUAGCUCAGAUUGAAAAGGCACGCAGCGAAUUCACGAAAGGCCGACGGGACUUGCGUCCGGAUGAGGCCCACCAAGAAUUUGGGGAAAUGGUCGCUCAGAUUCAGUAUGAGAAGGAAAGGGAGAUAACGUCCUACAAAGAUAUUUUCCGUCUGUUCAGGCGGCGAGCCCUAGUUUCAAUCGCUGUGCAGACGAUGACGAGUCUUACCGGUGUGAACGUUAUCCAGUACUACCAAACAACUCUAUACAAAUCCCUCGGGAUCGAUUCCCACACUAUCCUAGCCCUAGCCGCCGUAUACGGCACCGUCGCUUUUUUCACAAAUUGCCUAACCACCAUAUAUCUAACGGAUCAAUGGGGCCGUCGCAAAAUGAUCAUAGCCGGCCUCGCCGGGAUCAUCGCCAUUGAAAUCUACGCCGCUGUCAUGCAGCGCGAAUUCCAGAAUACCGACAACAGAGUCGGGAAGGGCUUCGCCAUCCUAGGAAUCUAUCUAUUUGUGGUGGUCUACUACGGUAUGCUCAACAGUACCACCUGGCUCUACGGUGCCGAAGUUCUGCCCAUCGCACUCCGCAGCAAAAUCAUGGGACUAGCAGCAGCAUCUCACUUUAUUGUCAAUGUCGCAAUAACCGAAGCGGGCCCCAGCGCCUUCGCCAAUAUUCAUGAGAACUACUACUAUGUCUUCGUGGCCUGCACGCUCUUCUUUUUAAUCAUCGCGUAUCUCUACUUUCCAGAGACCAAACAGAAGACGUUGGAGGAGAUUGCCGCGUCCUUCGGUGAUAAGGUGGUCGCGGCUGGCGAAAGAGGCGAGGAGGAUCCGGAUGCGAAGCCUAAUUCCCAGCGGGUAGAGGUCGUAUACGAAGGAUAGGUAGGAGGGCUCACCGGAGAAGGGUGAUAGGGUAGGAGAGCUCUGGCAAUGAACUCAGAUAUAAG